This is a messenger RNA of Baudoinia panamericana UAMH 10762, 1449 nucleotides long. RefSeq lists its product as uncharacterized. Gene Ontology annotation, molecular function: transporter activity. The record is from RefSeq and is a predicted model, not a curated record. Gene Ontology annotation, biological process: transport. NCBI's taxonomy places the organism in Eukaryota, Fungi, Ascomycota, Dothideomycetes, Mycosphaerellales, Teratosphaeriaceae. The coding region runs from base 1 to 1449 and encodes 482 amino acids. The transcript has 3 exons.
AUGGCACCCAAUCUACACCUGGCCCUGCUGCACGCUCGUGCAUUGGGUUUCGCGGACACCAGCAACAUAACGUGUGCUCGGCCUCAGUCUGGACUUGUGGGCGAACCUCUCACGCAGGGUGGGACCUUAACCCUCCACCAGCUCAUGAUUCUGAUUGCAGCACCCUGCCUAGGCCUGACGAUCCUCAGCACCGUGUUCCUUAGCUGGAAACACCUUCAUCGGUACACGGCACCACAGGAGCAGCGGCAAAUCCUACGCAUCGUCAAUCUUCCCGCUGCGUACGCCAUUUUCCACUUCCUCGCCCUCUGCUUCUACCAGGAUUACUUCUAUAUCGCGCCAAUUUCCGAAGUCUACGAAGGCUUCGCAGUCGCCGCGCUUUUCUUACUCAUGCUUGAGUAUGCGUGUCCGGACGGCACAGACCGGGAGGCCUACUUCAACAAACUUCCGAAUCAGGACAAGAAAGGCAACACUCUCCCCGGAGGGAGCUUGCAGUGGUUUCAACGAACCUGGAGCAGCGUUCUACAGUAUCCGCUGAGCAAGUUCCUGCUCAUUGUCGUCCAAAUUAUCACUCAGUACUUUGGCGUCUACUGCGAGAACAGCUUCAGUCCGAAGCAUGCCCAUUUGUGGCUCGCCCUGCUCGAUUUCUUGUUCGUCGGCGGAGCGCUGGGCGCCACCAUCAACUUUUGCAGGCGACUGGCAAAGGAGAAAGCAGUUGAUCCUAUACACGGUGGCAGGUGGAAAGUGUAUUCUUUCCUGGGCAUCAUCCUCUUUCAGAUUCUGCAAGGCUCACGAGGCCCGAUGCUCACGCUGACUUUCAAUCGGAUCGUCUUUGGCAUCCUGAAUGGAAAGCUGUUCAGUCCUUCACCAAAAGCCACCUAUAAUGACAUCAACUUCGGCAUUCCCGCCUUCCUGACGUGCGUCGAAGCCGUCAUCUUCUCGCUCAUCUUCCAGUGGACCUUCCGUUCAAGAGAAUACGCGCAGCGAUCGGACCGCUACGGACAAGGACCAGCUCAGCGGACUCGGACCUGGAAAGCUAUCUUAGACGCGCUCAAUCUCUCGGACAUCAUCGCCGGCACAGUCGUGGCCUUUCAGCUCCUUUUCAUUCGCGUAUCAAGCCGGUACGGUGCCCGUUCCGGACCACGACGUGAGAAGGCUGUAGACGGCGGCGCAAGCAUGGAGCCGCUCUCGCACCGCACUAAGGUGCGCGGGUACAGCAAUGUGUCGGACUUUGAUGAUCAGCUCACUCCCCCCGAGGAGACCGGGUUUAACGGACCAAACGUGUACGCGCCGGCUGUGCCUCCAGCCGCACGAGACCCUUCGCCGUCAGCAGGAAAUCGGAUGUACAGAUCGACCAACCUCGGUACCGAGACUGAAUAUCAGCCAUUGACACGAUCAAGAGAGCCAAGUCCAAGCGGUCUAGAGCAGCAGUAUCCUCGGCAGAUGGUCUGA